Molecule: messenger RNA, 2794 nt
Organism: Phyllostomus discolor (pale spear-nosed bat)
Lineage: Eukaryota; Metazoa; Chordata; Mammalia; Chiroptera; Phyllostomidae
Gene: CFAP206
Product: cilia and flagella associated protein 206
Exons: 13
Coding region: 800-2686 (628 amino acids)
Biological process (GO): sperm axoneme assembly; regulation of flagellated sperm motility; regulation of cilium beat frequency
Cellular component (GO): ciliary basal body; axoneme
Source: RefSeq, a predicted model, not a curated record
GGCGACCCCGCGCAAGGACGCCAGCGCAAACGGGCCGCUAAUAUCUUGGCGUACUUUUUACAAGCUGCUAUUUUAAGAGCUUCUGACAUGUACUAUUUUAAUUGCUAAAUAUAUGGCACUCAGUCCUCGUCACGAUGCAUGCCAGGCAGUCUGGUUGUACUGGACAAAAUGCCAAGCGCUACCUUACCUGAACACUAAUAAUGCUGAGAGUUAGCUUUUUCUUACGGGAUUGCCUUUGUUCUGUACAGGCUAAAUUACCUAAUGCUCUCAGUUACUGAUGCUCCGAAAACCCGGACGCGCCAUGACCUUUAAAAAAACCUACCUUUUCUUGGUUGUUAGUAAAUGGAAUUAAAAACCAGGGGUUCGUUUUUUCCCAUGAUGCGUAACUCGCAUGUUUUCAGUUUUAGUUUUUAUGUUUGUAAUUGAGUCUGAAAUCCAACUUGGAUGUGCAAUAAAGAGAAUUUAUAUCAGAGCAAGAAUGGCUUUCUUCCAAAAAUCUUACAACUGUGAAAGGUCAUUUGGUGAAUGUGUUGGAAUAAACAUUUCUCCUUUAAAGCUGUACUCUGCCACCUACACAGGUUGGGAUAGGGUUUCUCAUUCAUUCUGCUCCUUCCAUACUAUUAAGCCUUUUUAAAUUAAAAAAUAUAAUACAAAUUUUACAAAUUUAUUUUGGUGACCACCAUCAUUUAAAUAAAGAGGAAAUGUUUCAAUCAUUUGAAGUUCCAAUUUCUCCUUCAUCAACACAGCCAUUCAUUUUUAUAAGUACAAAACAAAUUAAUGAAAAACAGGAGAGGCCUACAUGCUAACAAAUACAGCCAGGAUGCCUCCCACUCAGGCAGAAAGUGUUAUAAAGAAUAUCAUUCGAGAGAUAGGACAAGAAUGUGCAACCCAUGGAGAGGUACCUUCUGAAACUCUGGUUGCUUUUAUGGUGAAAGCUGUUGUCCUGGAUCCAAGUAAUGGCUUUAACAUGGACAGAGUCCUCAUAAAGAGUGAUGUGCAGAAACUCAUUAAGCUUUGUGUGAGUCGACUAUUGGACAGUAAGAAUCCAUCCCUGGACACCAUUAAGAUGCAAGUCUACUUUGAUAUGAAUUAUACAAAUCGAGAGGAAUUUCUUGAAGAACAUCACCGGAUUGUGGAGUCUAAAUUAGGUCCUGUUACCAGAGAAAUUACAGAUAACAGAGCUUGUGCUCGAGACGAAUUGGAAAGCCUCUACCGAAAGAUUGUCAGCUAUGUGUUACUGCGCUCUGGGGUCGGAUCCCCUACAGAUAUCAAGAUUGUCAGAGAGACAACAGCUGCCCUACAGAGUGUUUUUCCUCAGGCUGAACUCGGGACAUUCCUAGCUCUUUCUAAGAAGGAGAAAGAAUGCCAGCUGAAAGAACUCUCCAUGAUCGUUACUGGAAUUCGUUUAUUUAACCGAGACACUGGAAAGGGAGGAGAAGGCAUUGAGUACUUGCCAACUAUUCUACAUGAAGCAAUCCCAGCCACCACUCAGCAUAUUGACUCCCAACUUCAGACUGCCCAAGACCAGGCAUACCGUUACACGGCCAUCCUCGAGAGGGUAACAAAGAACCCACUCAUGAGUACAGAACUGCACUCAUAUAUGUUAAAAGAAGCACUCUAUAAUGUGCGACAGUAUGAAAUCUUCCUUCAGAUCAUUUUGUCAGAAAUAAUUACUAGUGCUCAAGAAGUGGAAAUGAUGACAAAGCAGUUAGGAGCCCAACUUGAACAAUUGAAAAUGAUUGUGAAUGCAAAGACAGCUGUCCCAACAUCACAAGUCUUUCCCAUCUUCAUUGCACUUUCCAACCUGUGGAUUGGCCUUCAGGAUGAAACUGUUUUGAUUGGUAUCCUCACUAAUUUAACUACUAACCUUGAGCGAUUUUUGGGCACUCAUGAAGUGCUCUUUCCUGAAAAAGUAAUACAAGAUCUUCUUGGGGAAGUGACUGUAAAAACUGAUAUGGAUCGAUUGAAAGAACACAUGGAAGAAAGAGUACAACCAGUGGAUUACAGAAAACAAGAGUGGCUUUUCCCAGAAACAACAGCAAAUUUUGAUAAACUGUUGAUUCAGUAUCGGGGAUUUUGUGGUUAUACAUUUGCUACAACAGAUGGUCUUCUCCUUCCAGGAAAUCCAGCAAUUGGAAUUUUGAAACAUAAAGAAAAGUAUUACACUUUUAAUACCAGAGAUGCUGCAUAUUCAUUUGCGGAAAAGCCUGAAAAUUAUAUUGACUUAAUUACUGAAAAGGCCAAAAAAAAUGCAGAAUUAAUUCAGCUACUGGAACUUCAUCAACAGUUUGAAACCCUUAUUCCAUGUUCUGAGAUGAAGGGUAUUAAGAAACAUAUAAAACCAAUUACAAAGAGUGAAACUAGCACACAGACGGAUCUACACAUAUUGCCACCAACAAUUGUGAGAUCAUAUGAAUGGAAUGAAUGGGAAUUAAGAAGAAAAGCUAUAAAAUUGGCCAAUUUGCGUCAAAGAGUUACUCACUCGGUACAAACUGAUCUUAGCCACAUGAGAAGAGAAAAUUUUUCACAGAUGUAUUCUUCAAAGAAUGAGAGCACGCAGUCUAAGAGGGAAGGUAGCACUGGUGUGCCUAGGCCUCAGGUUUACAUAGCUGGUCUCCGUGGUGGUCACACUAAAACCACUCACGGGGUCAAGGUGAACUUAACUAGAGCUGUUGAUGAAACGUAGUUGGAGACCACCAAAUCAUGAACAAUGGCAAGUGUUUAAAAGUAUUUUUGCAUCUGUGAAGUUUAGCUAAUGUUUGGUGCUGGUACAUGCAUUCAUUGGUUGUGUGAA